Caenorhabditis remanei is the source of this 1050-nucleotide messenger RNA. RefSeq lists its product as uncharacterized. Gene Ontology annotation, molecular function: G protein-coupled receptor activity. The record is from RefSeq and is a predicted model, not a curated record. Lineage: Eukaryota; Metazoa; Nematoda; Chromadorea; Rhabditida; Rhabditidae. Bases 1 to 1050 code for a protein of 349 amino acids. The transcript has 6 exons. Gene Ontology annotation, cellular component: membrane. Gene Ontology annotation, biological process: G protein-coupled receptor signaling pathway.
AUGCAGUUAACCGGUUGGCCUGAGUAUGUCUCUAUGAUCUACCUUCCUAUAAUUCUAGUGGGAUUGGUUGGAAACGGACUGUCCCUAUAUGUCUACACGACACCCAACAUGAGGAAGUCAACCGUGGCUUUCCUACUUUACUCACUUUCGAUUUGUGAUAUUUUUGUGCUCCUCUUCGCACUGCCAUUGUAUAGUAUCUCAUAUUUACCUAUUUGGGACAACGUGUAUGGGGCUUGGUCGAAACGCCGAAUGUUUCUCGCGUUUUCUACGAAAUUUUUCUAUCCAUUAUGCAUGACUGCAAAAACUGCAAGUUUGUAUAUUAUGGUGGUUAUCACAGUGGAAAGAUGGAUUGCGGUGUGCAGACCGUUGCAGGUUCAUAUCUGGUGCACAUUCAAAAACUCCGUGCGAAUCGUCAUCGCUAUCAUCGCCUUCUCCAUCAUCCUCAACCUUCCCAAAUUCUUCGAGUACCAAAUCGGCUACUCUGAUUCUUUGGGUUAUUGGCCGAAACGUGGUAUCCUUGAUGCAGAGGAGCAUUGGUGGUACUACAUCACUUAUUUCAUUUUUAUUUCUGUGAUAUUCGACUACUUACUUCCAUUUGUGAUCAUGUUCGUUGCCAAUAUGAAAGUAAUUAAUGAACUGAGGAAGUCAAGGAAAGAAAGAGCACUACUUACUACUUCGCUCCAAAAAGAGCAAAACACAACGGUCAUGUUAUUGGUUGUCACUAUUCUCUUCGGGUUCUGCCACUUUUUUAGUAUGGCGUUGAAGCUGAUGGAAAGUUUAUUCAAGGACUUUUUGACUCGCCAUAACGAAUAUUUCGAAGUGAUGAUAGAAAUCUCAAAUAUACUAAUUAUUAUCCAUAUUGGGACAACAUUUUUCAUCUAUUAUUUCUUCUCUGCAAGAUUCCGGAAUAUUUUGUCAUACUUGUUUCAAAAACGCCGAGACCUGCCUGAAAACAGUCUAACCGACGUGAACAAACGAAAGCUGCUCCAUAAAUCUGAUUCUACAUGCACAACGUUUGCAAAAACGUCUCCAAAAACUUCUAUGGCGUAA